This is a messenger RNA of Ostreobium quekettii, 303 nucleotides long. NCBI's taxonomy places the organism in Eukaryota, Viridiplantae, Chlorophyta, Ulvophyceae, Bryopsidales, Ostreobiaceae. The record is from the annotation of a GenBank genome assembly.
AUGGAAGAAAGGAGAGCGGGGGAGGGUCGGCGGGGUGGUCGGGGUUCGGUCUGGUGGAGGGACGGCGAUGGGCGUCGCUGCCACGCGGUUCGGAUGGGCUGUGGCUGCGCGACCGUGAGUGUGGGCGAAACGGCCCGACCUGUUGGAGGGGAUGCGGCGUCGGAAGUGCAGGCCGCGGGAUUGGCGCUGAUUGUUGCAAGUGUGCGGCAAGGAGCAGACGAACUCCGCGUCUGUGUAAAAGCGAGGUCACGUCCGACGGGUGAGGGCGACGUGAAGCGGCGCAUUCGAGGGGGCUGUGCCUGA